CCACUGCUACAACGGUCUCGUCCUGAGCAUAGGAGAGAAUCACGAAGGCGUAGCAUUAUGGUAAGACCUGCAUGCAUGGAUUGCUCCUACCGCUACCCAAGUUUCCCCCCUUCCUUCUGCCCUUCUUCUGCCCUUCUUUCUGGCUUUGCUUGCUGCACACUGGGCUGUGCCGGCCAAUGGGCGGGAUUUAAAAAAAGCAAUUCGCUAACGCUGAUUUCCGGGCCUAGGAUGCCGCCGGGAAAGAACAUGGAUGACUGGUUCACAAUCUUCCGUAGCGGUAUGUGGAGGCUGUGGUACAAGUUGACCAAAGAGGGAAAGAGGCGGUAUUUCGACGAGUUCAUGGAGAUCCUACAUCGCACCAAGUAAGCUAUUCCCUCAUCUCGGGUUUCACAACAAGCCCAUUUUCUCUUUCCCCCCUCCCCCCCCCUCCUUCCCGUGGAAUGUCAUUUUUUUGUGUAUUUCUGCCCUUCGCUUUGCUUUCCUCGUGAAUUGGCUCUCGGAUCGCCUUGGUCGGCUAUGUGCGGCGCUGGGGGACAUAAUAAUACAUGUGCUUAUUGAGAAUGGUUCACUGACUUGCAUUUUUUUUUCUUCUUCCGAAUAGGGAGUCAGUUAUGGGGGCGCAAGAUAGUGACACAUGGUAAGUUCCUACGUUCUGCGUCCUUCUAGAAGGAGCUGGGUUGCACAGGAUCAUCUCUAAUCAUUCGGCAGGUACCUGGUUUAUGUCGGCGUCAUUCCCAGCGCGAGAGGGAGGGGCUACGCUAGAAAACUCAUUGAAUACGUGACAAAACAGGUGUGUAGCUUAAUUUCGUCCGUCCUUAUGGUUGGGUAGAGUGGGCACGGAGCGCUGGAUUAUUCCACUACGCGCUCUGUUGCUUUCUCACCUACAUCACAGCCCCACCGCCCUCAGUCACCGCGCUUCGCUCCAUACACCGCUCUGGGUGGAUGAGAGGAGGGGGGCUGAGGGGGAUAUGGCCCUAUCAUAUCCAUCCAGAUUCCCACCCACCCAUCCCUACACUUGCACCCAUUCUUUAGGUUGUUGACUCCACUGAACGUUUGAUGUUGACUUAUUUUCUUGCCUUAGCUCGACGCAGAAGGCGGCAAACCAUGCUAUCUCGAGAGCAGUCAUCCGAGGAACGUAGCCAUGUACCAGAAACUCGGCUUCGUGAAACAGCGACCUAUAGUACUCGGUCCCAACUGCAGCAAUCCUGCUCCUCUCGACAUCAUGGUCCGUCCCCCAAUGGAUCGUCGGUCGAGUCGCAAAAUGUCGGUGACAGCCGGGGCUGGUCGGGUCCUCUCUGCAUAAAUGCAUAAACCGGACUCACUUGGCAAAAGGGAAAAAAAGAAAAAAAACAACGAAAAAAAAUUCGCUACUCUCUUCCCUCUCAACUUAUCACAACAACACCUCCGGCUCCACCUCCUCAGCGUCCGUAAGGAUCUCCCCCCAUUCGGCUUGAGAGAGCGACAAACCUAUGGCAUAUGUAAUUAUCGGCUUUGGCAAAAAGGGCAGAACAACGGCAAAAUCAGGAAUGGAUGGUUGAUUUGCAUCGGGCGGCGACAUUCAUGAAAAGGUGUUCUUCUCGCAGGAGUUUUUUUUUUUUUUUUUUCCUUCUUUCCCUUUCCUUUCUGGAGUCUUUUCUCUCCCGCUUUACUUUUUAAUGCUUUUCUUUUGUCUCGAUUGCAGUAUAAUUAUAAAGGACUUGGAGUUUUUGUGAUUUUUAUUUUUUAUCUUUUAUACUUUUUUUCGUUUAUUAUCCUUUUACACUUUUUUUACCCCUUUUCUCCUUAAUCUUUUUUUUUUUUCCUCUUAAUGACUCCUUUUCCUUUUCUGUCUCGGGCGGGUUUGUUCAAA
Tuber aestivum (summer truffle) is the source of this 1849-nucleotide messenger RNA. NCBI's taxonomy places the organism in Eukaryota, Fungi, Ascomycota, Pezizomycetes, Pezizales, Tuberaceae. The record is from the annotation of a GenBank genome assembly.